CUGAAGCUGACAUCCACACGUAGUUGUCAGGCCUGUGAGGCUCGGUGCCCGACACUACUGCUAAGAACCUUGGGACUGUGUCGCAGCAAUCCGCAGGCAUCGCUGCCGACACCUCCUGCUCGCUAUAUACACUUGUCUAGCCUUACAACCGCUUGACCCUUUGUGGUACCUACAGCGCGGGUCGCGGACAUCACCUCGUAGAGUUUGAACAGGAAGGCAGUCAAACAUGCUUGCUGCAGCGACAUCCUUCUUUGCUCGCACGAACAUCUCGCAGUCGUAUAACAUCGGCGGACCCUCUCUAAAUGGAAGCCGGUCGUCGACUCCAGGUCCGUCCGGCCCCUCGACGUCUGCUUUGCCCACUGCGGCUGCACAUGCGCCUCCGUUCAAUGUCGGCCCAUGGCGGGUGCAAUCUGCGACCCACAAGACUACAGGAAAGCGCGUUUCUGUCUGGAGUGCGGACAAGCGGAGUCAGGAGAUGGACCGGAUGGGUCCUGCAUCGAGAGAACGGACGAUUGAGGUGCUGAAAGCGGAGGCGUCUGCUCUUUCCCGACUGCGGCACCCAUGUAUUCUCGAGAUGGUCGAGCCGCUGGAAGAGACCCGGAACGAACUCAUCUUCGCGACCGAGCCAGUGAUUUCGUCUCUUCACCUAUCGAUACCAGGCUCUUUCCAGUAUACCCCUCUUGUUGAAUUGGAUGAAAUCGAGAUCCAGAAGGGUAUACUGCAAGUCUGCAAGGGUCUCUCGUUCCUGCAUACCUCUGCUCGUACCAUUCACACGAACCUAACUCCGGAGAUUGUCCUCAUUAACAGCGCUGGAGACUGGAAGAUAUCUGGCCUCGGGCUGACGAUCGCACUAUCCGCUCCAGGUGGCGGUUCCACACGUUGGGAGUUCCCGACCUUUGACGGACGGGUGUCUCCUUAUACGCAGCGCUCAUUCGACUACAUGGCACCUGAAUACGCCUUGGACGAGGUCCUGGACCCUGCGUCGGACAUGUACUCGCUAGGCUGCUUGAUGUAUGCGGUGCACUGCAAGGGUAACCCGCCCUUCAAGAAUCACGGCAGUAUCAGUUCUCUCCGCGAAAACGCUGGCAAGCCCUUGACUGGCAUGGAGCGCCUAGACCCUGACUUGCGAACAUUACUUGGUGCGCUCAUCGGACGACAUCCACAAAACAGACCAUCACCCGGGUCCCUCCCUACCCACGCAUUCUUUUCCUCAUUGCCCAUCUCGACGCUCAACUUCCUCGACCGGUCGAACUUCGCGGCAAAGACACGGGAAGAGAAGAUAUCCUUCAUGAAGGGUCUCAUGGGUGUCCUCGAUAAGUUCUCUGAAGGUCUUCGAAUACGCAAGAUCCUGCCAUCACUACUCGAGGAGAUGAAAGACACACAGCUGCUACCGUAUAUAUUGCCUAAUAUAUUCGCCAUCUCCCAGAUCCUAUCAUCAAGCCAGUUCGCCACGCUCGUGCUUCCGGGCCUGAAACCACUAUUCGUACUGAAGGAGCCUCCUGCAAACAUGCUGACGUUGCUGGACAAUCUCCAAAUGCUUCAAGAGAAGACGGAGAAACCCGUCUUUCGCGAGCACGUCUUGCCGCUUGUCUAUAACGCACUUGACUCCGAGCACGCUGUUGUGCAAGAACGUGCACUGAGAUGCGUGCCGGACUUGUGCGAUUCUAUAGACUAUGCAGAAGUUCAAGGGGUCCUCUUCCCUCGUGUCGCUCUCGUCUUCACCAAGACUCGGAUCCUAUCCGUCAAAGUCGCUACGUUGCACACAUUCCUUGCGAUGGUCAAGACACUGGACCAGACGAGCCUAACGCAAAAGCUAGUCCCCCUUCUGUCGAAGAUCAGGACAAAGGAACCUGCCGUCACCAUGGCAACGUUGGCCGUGCAAGAGGCUACGGGCAUGAAAGUUGACCGCGAGGCCGUUGCCACAUUAGUACUACCACAACUAUGGGCUAUGUCCAUGGGUCCUCUCCUGACGGUCUCACAGUUCAAGCGGUUCAUGGAAGUUAUCCGCAAGCUCGGCGACCGCGUCGAACGAGAACACGACCAGUAUCUGCGCGACUCUCAACGCAUCGAGGACAAGUCCUCUGCAGCUGCCAAUGGCACGAGUGCACCGUCGUUGGGCGGUUCGGUCGAUUUCGAAAGCCUCGUGAGCAAUGGAACUGCUUUAAGCAAUGGCUCUGUGGCAACUGUCAAGGCCGAUACCUUCAUUGACUCGUCCAAGAAUUGGGAGGAUGAUGUCUGGGGAAGUAUCUUCACUGAGAACCCGGCGACCCCAGACAUACAGAGUCCCGGUUUCUCGCCUACUAUGUCGCCACCACCGGCUGCAACGCAGCCAUCGCAGCCUUCACAAGCUCAAUCUCUACCUUCUUCUCCGAGACCGUCGACGACGCGCAUAAACUCCGCAAGGGGCACCCUCAACAGGCAGAGCCGUGGUCUUGGCGCGAAACCAAUAUCCUCUUCUGCCUUCAACGCUACACCGUUCGAUUCGUCACCUAUGUCGGCCCCAGCACAACAUAGGACAUCUCUAUCAGGAUCUGCACCUAUGCAACCCACAGCACUGUCGUUCACGCCUAGUCAGGUGUCCGCCCCGAACUACAACAUCUCUCUUACCGCGACGCCGCCGCUGACGUCUAUGUCGACCCUGCCUCUGACCUCGAUGGGCGCACCGCCCAUGACAAUGUCGACACCUCCCCUAUUCGCGUCACCCCCGAGCAUGAGCGCCCCGCUUGUACCAUCACGACCUGCGCAACCGUCUUGGUCAAGCAAUGGCACGCAGAAACAACUCACGAAGGACGACUGGGGAGACUUCGAUCCAUUAGCCUAG
This is a messenger RNA of Rhodofomes roseus, 2821 nucleotides long. Its product is annotated as other/SCY1 protein kinase. The record is from RefSeq and is a predicted model, not a curated record. Gene Ontology annotation, molecular function: ATP binding; protein kinase activity. The coding region runs from base 227 to 2821 and encodes 864 amino acids. Gene Ontology annotation, biological process: protein phosphorylation. Lineage: Eukaryota; Fungi; Basidiomycota; Agaricomycetes; Polyporales; Fomitopsidaceae. The transcript has 15 exons.